Messenger RNA from Zeugodacus cucurbitae (melon fly), 7170 nucleotides. RefSeq names its product mucin-5AC (gene Csk). Gene Ontology annotation, molecular function: ATP binding; protein tyrosine kinase activity. Gene Ontology annotation, biological process: protein phosphorylation. NCBI's taxonomy places the organism in Eukaryota, Metazoa, Arthropoda, Insecta, Diptera, Tephritidae. Bases 944 to 5299 code for a protein of 1451 amino acids. The transcript is spliced from 10 exons. The record is from RefSeq and is a predicted model, not a curated record.
UUUGAUCGACCGCUCUGUUUGUGCGCGGUGCGGCUGAUCGAUCGGUAGGUUGGUCGGUCAUUUAGCGGCAUUCGAGUGUGCCACCCGACCGGUUGUUUUGCUGGUGGCUUAGCUAGACUUUGCUUGCUAACUCAAAAGGUGCGCUGCUUGGCGUACUGGACGCCUUGGCUUGGCCGGUUGAUUGUUUAUUUCGGCUGAUGUUGAAGUCUCAGUCGAUUUUGAAGCUCGUCCGCGUCGCGAUAGUGUUGCAUACGCAAACGGAACGAAAUUACAGCUAUUAACUAUUGAAGUGAUGCACUCAUACUAAUUGUAUGACGAGUACUUCCAGUGCGGUUUUAUUGGCGCUAAGUGCUAAAAAUAUAUAUGUGAAAUUGAAAUAAAAAUAUUUUUCAACAGCAACAAAGCGCAGGCGUAUGACUAAACACGUACACUUUUAUUAAUGAAAUUCCAAAACGAAGUGUUUGUAUUGAAGUUGAAAAGAUUAAUACAACAGAAAAAGGAAAAAUAAUAGUAAACGCUAAUGCCAGACCUUUUCGUAUUUAACGGUGCAUUUUUGGCAAUUUUCCGCCGUCGAAAUUGUAGGUUUGCGGUUUCCACCUACAAUCGGCUAUUGACCUUAAUUUAGUGAAUUGUUGCUGAUUUUAUUUUACAAAUUUGUAGUGUCCAAGUCUUAUGUUGUGCCGCUAAUCAAGAACGAAAAAAUAAUCGAAAAAAAAUGUAAUGAACAGCAAUAAUAAUAUUGACGUAUAAAAAGUGAAGCGCUAUUAUUACUUUUCAUUAGGGUGCGACUAGAAAUUUUAAAAUAAUGAAAAAUUAAUAAAUUCGAUUAUAAAAAAAUAGUUUUUGAAAAAAAUGUUGUAAUGUGUUUCACUUCAAAAACACAUCUUUAUUACUUUGAUCGACUUAUUUUCGCGCAAACACUUUUCAAUAUGCGGCUUAAAACAUGGUGACAACAAUAAAAAUUACUUGUGACGGUGUCUUCAUACAGUCCAAUUCGUAUCUUACACCUACAGCGUCUGGUAACGCAGCUGCGCAUCAUAGAACGCAUGCAGACAAUAUUGCGCAACAUUUACACACGUCGGCAACAACGACAGCAACAUCGUUCGCCAUUUGCAGCGACGACCCAAGCAACUCGGACGCUAGUUCUAACGAGUGUGAGCGCGCAUUGCGACAGAGUUUCAGGCAAACAAAUUCACCGAAAAUCGCACUCAUAUCGGCGACAAUUAGAAGCUGUAACAAUAAGAACAGUGACACUGUAUUUAAGUCUUACUCCUCCAACACAUCCUCCUCCUCUUCGAAUUCUUCAUGCCACUCGCACACCUCCAACGCCUCGCUACGUCAACGCCGUCAGCGCCGCAAUAAUUCCACCAGUCCACGCGAUUCAUUCAAAUUCAUAACGCCUGCAGCUGUUACGUUGUCACCACACGGCAAAGCGGUGGAUUCUCGUCGUCGCUACUAUUAUAGCGGUACAGGCGCUAGCGCGGGUGGUAACAGCAAUGUGUAUUGGUGUAAACAGGCGCUCGCCGGCAGCGGUCGUGGCAAAGCCGGCUUUGGUAGUUGUGAGCAGACAAAUAGCGCACAGAAGCGACACGCGCAUACUGCUGAACAUGCGACGUUGACACGGAGCGCCAGUAGUAUCACACCCCAUAAAGAGUUCCGAAACGCGUCUCCGUCAACUACCGCAGCGACGACGGCAGGUAUUGCCAAAGUGGUGGCGGUGCGACGCGAAAGCAAUGAACAACAGUCGAACGACAACAGGGGCCACCAAAAAAGCAAUAAAAACUAUAACGGUGACACAUCAGUUGCGGUUGCUUCCAGUGAAAAGGCGCACACCGACAUCUCUUACAAUGCCAAAAAACCGCCUGUAAAUAAUGACAAUAAUGAAGACACUGCUAUUAAUGGUGACAGUGGUGGUGAUGACACUCCAGUGAAAGCCGCAACAAGACAAAGUGACAGCAACAAUAAAAUUAGCCAAAAGAAUAAAAUCGCUAAUUGUGGCGAGUAUUCAACCAAAGUGAGUACACCUCCAAGUUCCAUGUCUGACUGCAAUACCACGCAGAACUCAAAUAUAAACUUUCAACCAAGUGCGCUUGUGAAAUGUGUGUCAACAAAACGCGUAUCGCCCAACGGUAGUGUGUCAUCCGCCGAUACGACACGCCUCUUUCAUUUCAUACGUGUAGCGCGUAAGUUUUAUCGUAGUGCCGCGAACGGUGUGAACGGUGAUGUGGUAGAUAGUUGUCAAAACUCCGCUGAUAAAGUCGAUAGUGGAAGUGCGCUACAGCAGCAGUCAGAGGCGACUAAGCGUCGUUCUUCACUGGCGGCCAUAAACGAUCGGCUGGAGAUUACAGAUUAUAAUAAGUUAUCAGCUGAUGUUUUAAGCCAAAUAACGGUGUCCUCAAACGACGAUUGGUUUGACGAGGAAGCUUUAAUUUCGAAAGAAAACCGACAGCCUGUAAGCAAUAGUAAGCGUCAACACACGUGUAAGGAACUGCAGGCGCCGAUAGAACAACAACAAUUACCCAUAAGUGGCUUAAAGCACACAAGUAGCACAUCAGCAGCAGCUUUAAAUUCCCGCCGUAGCAUCAACGAUAUAAAAGCGACUGCCGCAAACACCACAAUUCCAACAAGCAAUAGAACACCAACGACCAAAGUAACCUCAGCAACUCAGCAAAAGCCAAACACACCUCAAAUCAAACAACAGACACUGCAACAGCUUAAACAGCGGCAGCAAUUGAGUGGCCACAGCAGUAGUCACAAUAAUAGUAAACACAAUACCGCUGUGUCAGAAAAUCGCCACAACAGCGCAGACAUUCACACUGCACCGCCGAAUUCAAAGAUUUCCACUACACCCACUGGUAGCGCCACUCCGGCAACUGAAUUAGCGUAUACACGUACAACUACUGGUGUGGUGCCAGCACCAGCGACGUCAACGGCUUUUACGCCGGCGUCGUCGUCUGCGUUCACAAUCUCGCCGAAAGCGAGCAAUAAACAAGUGAUGAACAGUCACGCGACAGCGACCCAGCAUAGCGGACAAACAACAGUGGUAGGUCAUCAUCGCGGCUUCUCGCAACCAUCAGUGACAGUGGCGGCCAAUUCAGCAGGCGAUCCAUGGUUUUUACAAUCCACCGGGCAUCAAAUGCCGCCCACAGCGCCUUUGCGACAUAAUAAACGGCCCGCGCCGCAACCCAAUCACGCUGGCAGCGCGGCAGGCGCUGGUGUCGGUAUUGGCGUUGGCGUGGGGGCAGGCGGUGGCAUUGUUGGUGCGGGGAGUGUGGGUUUAGCGAACUCUGGCGGCGUUGGUGCCAAUUUGUUGCAUCAGCAGCAGUUGAGUCAGUCGCAGCCACACAUUGUACCGCCGAAUAUUCCGCCGCAUCAUCACAACAAUGUGAGUCAACACCACAACGCAAUCCAUUUGUCCUCGCAUGCACUUAAUAGUCAUAAUUUAGUAUCGGCCGCGGUUGUCAGCAAUCAUUCACCAAAAUCACCCAAUCAACAACCACAACAACAGCAUCAUCAUCAUCAUCAGCAACAACAACAACAGCAGGCCUCACAAUUGACCGGCUCGACGGCACAGCCGCAUACACAUACACACAUAUUGUCCACCUUUGCACCAACUAGCGGUAAUUGUGCCCCAACGGGUGGUGUGACAGCCGCCGCUGUGGCCGCCGUCACACAACAACAGCAGCAGCAGCACUUGCAGUUGCUGGCAAAUGCUUCCAACAAUAGUAACAACAAUCUAAUGUCGUCCUCGUUGAAUGCGACGCAGCAUAAUUCCGGCUUAUCGUUACAUGAACGUGGCCUACCACCAAAAAGUGGCGCCAUAGUUGGCGGUCUAGGCGUCGGACUGCAUAGCAGCAAUAUGCUGUUGCAUCAAACUCAAGCGCCCACAUCACUUACGGGCAGCCAACAACAAACGCAGUCGGUGAUAUCGCUCAGCACAGCUGGCGGAAGUAGUAGUGCUGUCGGUGGCAGUGGGGUGACUGCCGGUUGCGGAAGCUUAACUGGCACAAGCAUGUCCACAUCUUUGCACAGUUUCGAUAGUGGUAGUUCGGCGAGCAAUGCCUGGACAAGCAAUGCUAACGUAGCAGCGGUACCGUUGCACUCACCCACUAACGCUUUGGGCUGCAGCAAUCAACACCAUUUACAACCUCAACGCAAAUGUGAGGUUAAACUGAACGCAAUGCCUUGGUUUCAUGGCAGCAUAACACGCGACGAAGCCGAACACCUGUUGCAACCACGCGACGAUGGUCUCUUUUUGGUGCGUGAAUCAACGAACUUUCCUGGCGAUUAUACGCUGUGCGUCUGCUUCCAAGGCAAAGUAGAACACUAUCGCGUCAAAUACUUGGGCAACAAGCUAACCAUCGACGAUGAGGAGUAUUUCGAGAAUCUGGGACAAUUAGUUGCGCAUUACGAAGCAGAUGCCGACGGUCUUUGCACACAACUCAUUAAAUGUUUACCCAAACAGGGCAGACAGGAGUUCUGCAUUAACUCCAAAGAUUUCCUUGAUAAGGGUUGGGUCAUACCGGAGGCUGAUUUGCAGCUACGCGAAAGCAUCGGCAAAGGCGAGUUCGGCGAUGUGAUGCUGGGUAUACUACGCAGUGAAAAAGUCGCUGUUAAGAUGCUAAAGGAUGAGGGCGCUGUGCAAAAAUUCCUAGCAGAAGCCUCGGUUAUGACUACGUUGGAACACGAAAACUUGGUGAAAUUCAUAGGCUUGGUGUUCACCAGCAAACACAUCUACUUGGUAACGGAGUAUAUGAGCAAAGGUUCGCUGGUCGAUUAUCUUCGUUCGCGUGGACGGCAGCACAUUACGAAAAAGGAUCAAAUCAAUUUUGCCUACGAUACUGCCUCCGGCAUGGAAUAUUUAGAAGCUAAAAAAGUCGUGCAUCGCGAUUUGGCUGCACGCAACGUACUAAUCUCAGAAGAGUGUGUCGCCAAAGUGUCCGAUUUCGGUUUGGCGCGUGAAGAAUGCUAUAAUCUGGAUGUCGGCAAAUUGCCCAUCAAAUGGACGGCACCUGAAGCGCUCAAAAAUGGUCGUUUCUCCAACAAAUCCGAUAUGUGGAGUUUUGGUAUUUUGUUAUGGGAAAUUUAUUCAUUUGGUCGAGUUCCUUACCCCCGCAUACCCCUCAACGACGUUGUGAAGCACGUUGAAGUCGGCUAUAAAAUGGAGGCACCUGAGGGUUGUCCACCCGAAAUCUACGAGAUGAUGCGUCAGGCGUGGGACUUAAAUCCCUCAAAGCGUCCCACAUUUUCUGAACUGAAAGUCAAAUUGUUACAUCUGAAGAACACUACACCAGCGUGAGAACAUAAAUGCAAUGUACUACUGGUGUAGGGUGUGACAUACAAAAAAUCAGCAAGUAGCAAACAUUCAGAACAAUCCAAUCCAAUCGAAGUGAGCAACUUAAAUUACAAAGUAAUAUACACACACAUGCAAACAUGAUAUAUAUACAUAAAUAUUUAUGAAUUAUGAUUAAUAUUAUUUAAGGUUAGAAAAGCUAAGGCAAGGGUAAAAAGAAUUAAAACAAGAGUACAGUUAUUGGUAAGCAAAAAAAUUGUAAAAUGUUUGAUUUCAGCAAUUUAUUUUUAACUUAAAGUAUUUGUUUUUAUUUGUAUUGUUUUAAGUAAAUGUUUUUGCAAUCUAAUUAAGUUGAAAAUGUAAAAUUAAACUGGGUAACGCACAUUUGAUCUGCAUUCUGGAAGAGUUUAAGAAACGACAAAUAAUAACACUCGAUUCGCCAAUGCGCGUGCGUACCCAGUUUUUAUUGAACGAUAGCAGCUAGUUGACAAGUUAAAUGUGAAUUAUAAAUUAAAUUAAAAAAAAAUAAAUACAACUUAAAUUAAAAAGUAAUAAUAUAGAGCAUACUUAUAAAAAUUUGUUUAGUUUUCAUGAUUAUUUAGAUGCGUAUAUUUGUUUUUAGUUUCUAAUAACAACAAUAACUAUGUUAUACUACAACACUAUUUACUACUACAAUAACACUACUGCUACGACAAUUGUAUCUUAAGUUCACUUACCAAUAUACGCUAUUUAUACGAAAACGCAUUUUCAAACACACAUACACACACACACUUUGUCUAUACCAUAUUUUUUGAUAUAUAAUAUUAAAUAUAAAUAUUACUGUGAACUCUUGUGGGCAUGAAUGUAAUAAAAUGUUAAUUUGCGUAAAAGCUUUUGUUUAAAAAAGAGAAUAUGAGUGAAAUUGAAGUGACAAGAGUAGGCAGCAGCAUAAGUGACAGUUCAUCUAAAAAAUAAAACAAUUACAGGAAAACCUUGACUCAAUUACACGCACUGCCGGUCAAUCAAAUGUGUAAAUAACUUUUUUUUUUCGUUUACUUUUUUUUAACAUGAAGAAAAACUUAAAAUAUUAAUAUAAAUCACAAGUUGAGUUUUAGCAGUUCUAAUAAAAACAAUUUAAGUAUAUCGUAGUAUUGAUGGCUGCAUUUUUCCAACUAUAUAUUUUAUUUGAAAUCCUUUUAUAUGAAAUCAAAAAGCUCUUUGCUCUUUUAUCCGGCUACUGCAAGUGAGAGCGUACAUAUUGUUGUUGUAGUCUUUAUUGUAUUUUCAAAAUAAUUUUUAAGAAUUUCAGCUGUUGUGUCGGUACUCGACUGUUGGUUAUAAAUUCAUUUGCCUGAGAAUAUCGUGAACUCGUGUAUCCUUUUAAAAAAUAAUCUCUUUCAAACUCUUGUUUUGUCUCUUCGCUCUAGUUUUGUCUCUUCGCUCAAGAUAUAUGUAUAUACUUGUAUAACUUUGUUUCUUUAUAUAAAAUAUGCGUUGCUUGUUAAACAAGCAAGCGAAAAACUAUCUAAAAUGCAUAACGGCAGCAAAAUCCAUUUACCUACAACUCAUCCUCAUAUCAUGAACAUUCAAAAUCCUCAUUUAACAUUAAUUAUUUAUAACUUAUAAUAUAAUGUAUAUGUACAUAAGACUAUUCUUUAAUGCGCGCAGCUUUAUUUAAUUGUUUUCAAAAAACUUUAAUAUGUUUAGUGUUAUUUGAAAAAAGGCGGUGUUCUGGUUGCACAGCUCUACUGUGUGACAGUGUAAGUUAUUUUAUGCCGCUUUACAUACAAAAUACACUUUCCCCACUUUAGUUUAAUAUUACAGAAAAUGCACUUGUCAAGACCCGCAAAGUUCUACAUAAUUCGAAACAAAACUAAAUAACAAUGUAUUCUUAAUAU